Messenger RNA from Penicillium salamii, 2760 nucleotides. NCBI's taxonomy places the organism in Eukaryota, Fungi, Ascomycota, Eurotiomycetes, Eurotiales, Aspergillaceae. The record is from the annotation of a GenBank genome assembly.
AUGUCUCGCGAUAUGGGCCCCCCGGCCAAACGACAAAAGGGCCCUGGACACCUCCCAGCAGGCCUGCGCGAUGCGAAACGAAAGGAUAUCGACACCUGGGAAACCAAUCGCAUGCUCACCUCCGGUGUAGCACAACGGCGUGAUCAUGAGGGUGACUUCACCGUGGAGGAUGAGGAAGCCAAUCGAGUACAUUUACUUACCCACGACCUUCGUCCGCCUUUCCUGGAUGGCCGCACGAUCUUUACGAAGCAACUGGAACCGAUAUCCGCCGUCCGAGAUCCACAGAGUGAUCUGGCUGUGUUUAGUCGCAAAGGCAGCAAAGUUGUCCGGGAACGCCGACAGCAGCGCGAACGACAGAAACAGGCGCACGAAGCGACAAAUUUGGCCGGCACAGCACUCGGAAACGUCAUGGGUGUCAAGGAGGAUGAAGGAGACAGUGCAGUCGCUAUGCCUGUUGAGGAUACAUACAAAGGCGGAGGCAACAAAUUUGCGAAGCAUUUGAAAAAAGACGAAGGCGGUGCCAGCGCAUUCAGCAAGAGCAAGACGAUGCGCGAACAGAGGGAGUUUUUACCUGCAUUUGCUGUCCGUGAAGAUCUGUUGAGAGUCAUCCGAGACAACCAGGUUGUUGUUGUCGUGGGAGAAACGGGAUCUGGAAAGACUACUCAAUUGACACAGUUCCUGCACGAGGAUGGUUACUCCAAACACGGUAUGAUUGGAUGCACACAGCCUCGUCGUGUGGCUGCCAUGAGUGUCGCGAAGCGUGUCAGUGAAGAGAUGGAGGUAGACCUCGGUGGUACCGUCGGAUACGCUAUUCGUUUCGAAGAUUGUACAAGCGACGAAACGGUUAUCAAGUACAUGACGGAUGGUGUGCUACUGCGAGAAUCUCUUGUGCAGACGGAUCUUGACAAAUACUCCUGCAUUAUCAUGGACGAGGCUCACGAACGAGCUCUCAACACCGAUGUCCUGAUGGGACUUCUGAAGAAGGUUCUGGCCCGGCGUCGGGAUCUCAAACUUAUUGUGACAUCUGCGACCAUGAACUCAGAACGCUUCUCUCGCUUCUAUGGUGGUGCUCCCGAAUUCAUCAUUCCCGGCAGAACGUUCCCUGUCGAUCUUCACUUCUCCCGCACACCCUGUGAAGAUUAUGUUGACAGUGCGGUCAAGCAGGUCUUGGCUAUUCACGUGUCGCAAGGCCCUGGUGACAUCCUCGUCUUCAUGACUGGUCAAGAAGACAUUGAAUCAACCUGCGAGCUAGUUGAUGACCGCUUGAAACUGCUCAAUGAUCCACCAAAGCUCAGUAUUUUGCCCAUUUACAGUCAGAUGCCCGCUGAGCAGCAGGCGAGAAUUUUCGAGAAGGCCGACCCGGGUGUGCGAAAAGUCAUUGUUGCUACGAACAUUGCCGAAACCAGUUUGACAGUCGACGGUAUCAUGUACGUUGUGGAUGCAGGUUAUUCUAAGCUGAAAGUCUACAACCCGCGCAUGGGAAUGGACACCCUGCAGAUUACACCAAUUUCUCAAGCCAAUGCCAACCAGCGAUCUGGACGCGCCGGACGAACUGGACCCGGCAAAGCAUAUCGCCUAUACACAGAGAUGGCAUAUAAGAAUGAAUUGUACAUUCAAACAAUUCCCGAAAUCCAGCGCACCAGUCUUUCCAACACCGUGCUAUUGUUGAAGUCUCUUGGGGUCAAGGAUCUUUUGGACUUUGACUUCAUGGACCCACCCCCUCAAGAAACCAUCUCUACCUCCCUAUUUGAACUGUGGUCGCUAGGUGCUCUGGAUAACCUGGGUGACCUCACACCUCUAGGUCGCCAAAUGACUCCGUUCCCUAUGGACCCUACCCUCGGCAAGCUGAUCAUCAUGGCCGCGGAAGAAUACGAAUGCAGCGAGGAAAUGUUGACCAUCGUCUCAAUGCUUUCUGUUCCAAACGUCUGGUAUCGCCCCAAAGAACGAAUGGAAGAAUCUGACUCCGCGCGUGAAAAAUUCUUCGUCCCAGAAUCAGAUCACUUAACCCUCCUCCAUGUAUACACACAGUGGAAAACCAACGGAUUUUCCGAUUCUUGGUGCGUCAAGCAUUUCCUCCACGCCAAAACUCUCCGUCGCGCGAAGGAAGUCCGCGACCAGCUCCAAGACAUCAUGACUGCACAAAAGAUGCCACUCAUCAGCUGCGGCACAGACUGGGACAACAUUCGCAAAUGCAUCUGCUCAGGCUUCUACCACCAAGCUGCGCGUGUCAAGGGUAUCGGCGAGUUCAUCAACCUCCGUACAAGCGUUACGAUGGCUCUUCACCCCACGAGUGCUCUCUACGGUCUCGGCUAUGUGCCAGAGUUUGUCGUAUACCACGAGUUAAUCCUCACUGCCAAAGAAUACAUGUCCACAGUGACCGCUGUCGACCCUCAUUGGCUCGCGGAACUUGGUGGCGUCUUCUACUCCGUCAAAGAAAAAGGCUACUCGAAGCGUGACCGCCGUGUCACGGAAGUCGAGUUUAAUAAGCGCAUGGAAAUUGAAGCGCAGAUGGCUGAAGAUCGUGAGCGUGUUGCAGCUGAAAAGUUGCGCGAAGAAGAACGCAAUGAUCCUGCGCGCAGAAGAACUGAAGUCGAAGUCGGUGGUAAAACUGCUGUUCGCCGUCCUGUCAUUAGACCCCGGGGCAAGGCCGGUGGCUUGACAGCCUCUUCGUCUUCAUCUUCACGUCCGACUACUGGCGCGCCUCGGGGCGGUAGUGUGGUCAAGAGACCUUCCGUGAAGAGGAGACCUGGUGCUUUCUAG